Daucus carota subsp. sativus is the source of this 1224-nucleotide messenger RNA. RefSeq names its product tryptophan synthase beta chain 2, chloroplastic-like. Gene Ontology annotation, cellular component: cytoplasm. The transcript has 3 exons. Gene Ontology annotation, molecular function: tryptophan synthase activity. Gene Ontology annotation, biological process: L-tryptophan biosynthetic process. Bases 1 to 1209 code for a protein of 402 amino acids. Lineage: Eukaryota; Viridiplantae; Streptophyta; Magnoliopsida; Apiales; Apiaceae. The record is from RefSeq and is a predicted model, not a curated record.
AUGGCAUUCUCCUCCACAUACCCAGCAUGCAGAAUGCAAACCCCUUCCUCUGCGCCUCAACCCAAAUCCCAUCUAACUUCGCUAUUCAUGGUACGGUCUGCACUGUCGACCAGAGCCUCUUCCAUUUCUUGCAUUCUUACAGACAAACAGCAACAAAAGGGAGAUGAGAAGAGGACUGUUAAUGGUCACGGUUGGGACAUUCUUCAAAGACCCGACUCUUUUGGUCGGUUUGGGAAGUUCGGAGGGAAGUAUGUGCCAGAAACUGUGAUGUUUGCGCUUGCUGAGCUUGAGUUGGCCUUCAGUGCGCUUUCGUCUGACCUUGAUUUUCAGAGAGAAUUAGAUAGCAUAUUGAAAGAUUAUGUUGGUCGAGAGAGUCCUCUUUACUUCGCAGAACGACUAAGUGAGCACUACAAACGUCCGAACAGGGAAGGACCACUCAUCUACCUCAAGAGGGAGGAUCCAAAUCAUACAGGGGCACACAAGAUUAAUAAUGCUGUAGCACAAGCUCUGCUCGCUAAACGAUUGGGGAAAGAACGGAUCAUAGCUGAAACAGGGGCUGGUCAGCAUGGUCUUGCCACUGCCACUGUAUGCGCGCGGUUUGGCUUGCAAUGUGUUAUCUACAUGGGUGCUCAAGAUAUCCAAAGGCAAUCACUCAAUGUCUUAAAAACGAAACUUCUUGGUGCAGAGGUAAGAGCAGUUAAUUCCGGGACAGCCACAUUGAAGGAUGCUACAUCAGAAGCCAUAAGGGACUGGGUGACUAAUGUGGAAACAACCUAUUACAUAAUGGGAUCUGUGGGAGGGCCCCAUCCCUGUCCAAUGAUGGUACGCGAGUUUCACUCUGUAAUUGGUAAAGAAACAAGGAGACAGGCCUAUGAGAAAUGGGGUGGAAAGCCAGAUGUGCUAGUUGCCUGCGUUGGUGGUGGUUCCAAUGCCAUGGGACUCUUUCACGAAUUCGUUAAAGAUGAAGAUGUAAGGCUGAUUGGCGUGGAGGCUGCAGGAUUCGGCCUAGACAGCGGAAAGCAUUCUGAUAGCUUAGCAAAAGGAGAGAUCGGUGUGGUUCAUGGAACAAUGAGCUAUCUAUUACAUGUUCAAUGUUGUUUACACAUUAUUUUUUGUCGAAUUUCAUCUAGCUUUACACGCGUCAGUAAAAACUGUUACACCCACGCACGAUCAGUUAACUUUUUUGAUAAAUUCCAAACAGAAAUUUAAAGCUCAUCAUAUACU